Molecule: messenger RNA, 4751 nt
Organism: Brassica oleracea var. oleracea
Lineage: Eukaryota; Viridiplantae; Streptophyta; Magnoliopsida; Brassicales; Brassicaceae
Product: myosin-13
Exons: 39
Coding region: 206-4600 (1464 amino acids)
Biological process (GO): actin filament organization; vesicle transport along actin filament
Cellular component (GO): actin cytoskeleton; myosin complex; vesicle
Molecular function (GO): microfilament motor activity; ATP binding; actin filament binding
Source: RefSeq, a predicted model, not a curated record
AAUGGCUUUAAGCGUUCUCACAUAUCCAACUCUAUAAGAUACAUUUCCUUCUCUGAGAUAUUUUACUUUAUUUUGCUGUGGAAUCUUAUUCUUUGCAUUCGCUCUGCACUCUCCAGCUCCCUCAAGUGAAUGCUCCUUCGUUGCUGGAGUUAUCUCUUCCGCUUUGGGGCAAACGGGUUUCCGAUUUGAUUAAUCUCCGGCGAUAAUGCCUUCUUCUACCGUUAAAGCUGUCUCGUUCGUUUGGGUUAAAGAUCCGGAGGAGGCAUGGUUAGAUGGUGAAGUUAUUGAGGUUAAUGGAGAUGAUAUUAAGGUCCAAUGUACCUCAGGGAAGACGGUUGCUGUCAAAGUUUCAGACACACAUCCAAAAGAUAUGGAAGUUCCACCUUCUGGAGUCACCGACAUGACAACGCUAGCGUAUCUACAUGAACCAGGGGUCCUGCAAAACUUGAAAUCAAGAUAUCAUAUAGACGAAAUAUAUACUUAUACAGGAGAUAUCUUGAUUGCUGUGAACCCUUUUAAACAACUAGCGAACCUUUACAAUGACCAUAUGAUUGAACACUAUAAAGGAGCCCCCUUUGGAUCAUUGAUGCCCCAUCCGUUUGCAGUUGCGGAUGCAGCUUACAGACAAAUGAUUAAUGAAGGAGUUAGUCAAUCAAUCUUGGUAAGUGGUGAGAGUGGAGCAGGGAAGACUGAAACUGCUAAAACGCUUAUGAAGUACCUGGCAAAAAUGGGAGGUCGAGCUGUCAAAGAUCUCUCGGCCAGAAGGAGUGUAGAAGAUCAAGUUUUGGAGUCCAAUCCUGUUUUAGAAGCAUUUGGGAAUGCAAAAACCGUCAGGAACAACAAUUCAAGUCGAUUUGGUAAAUUCGUGGAGAUUCAGUUCGAUCAAAGGGGAAGGAUAUCAGGAGCUGCCAUCAAGACUUAUUUGUUAGAGAGAUCAAGGGUGUGCCAAGUGUCAGAUUCUGAGAGAAACUAUCACUGCUUUUACAUGCUUUGUGCUGCACCAUCAGAGGACAUUAAAAAACUAAAAUUAGAGGAUCCAACAACAUACCGUUAUCUGAAUCAGUCUCAUUGUAUUAAGUUAGAGGGAAUGGAUGAUUCGAAAGAGUAUGCUAAAACCCGAGAAGCAAUGGGCAUUGUUGGGAUAAGCGUAGAGGAGCAGGAAGCAAUAUUUCGAGUUUUGGCAGCUAUUCUUCAUCUAGGUAACAUAGAAUUUACCAACGGAGAAGAAACAGACUCUUCAGUUCCAAAAGACAACAAGUCACUGAAGAUUGCGGCUGAGCUUUUCAUGUGUGAUGAGCAGGCACUGGAAGAUUCUCUCUGCAAACGUGUAAUGGUGACACCUGAAGAAACGAUAUCUAGAUGUCUGGAUCCUGAAUCUGCAGCAUUCAGUAGAGAUGCUUUGGCAAAAUUUGUGUACGCUAGAUUGUUUGAUUGGAUCGUAAACAAGAUCAAUAAUUCAAUUGGGCAAGAUCCUGACUCAAAACACAUGAUAGGAGUGCUGGAUAUUUAUGGAUUCGAGAGUUUCAAGACAAACAGUUUUGAGCAAUUUUGCAUCAAUUUGACCAAUGAGAAACUUCAACAUCACUUUAAUGAGCACGUCUUAAAGAUGGAACAAGAUGAGUACAAGAAAGAAGAAAUUGCCUGGAACCACAUCGAGUUCCCAGAUAAUCGGGAAGUUUUGCAACUUAUUGAGAAGAAACCUGGUGGUAUUAUUGCUCUCCUGGACGAGGCUUGCAUGUUCCCAAGAUCAACACACGAAACGUUUUCUCAAAAGCUGUACGAAACAUUUAAAACGAACAAGCACUUUAGCAAGCCAAAGUUAGCUCGUACUGACUUCACAGUUUGUCACUAUGCUGGUGAUGUCACUUAUCAAACCCAGCAGUUUCUGGAAAAGAACAAAGAUUAUGUUGUUGCUGAGCAUCAGGCUCUGCUAGGUGCUUCCAGGUGCACUUUUAUUGCAGGUUUAUUUCCUAGUCUAGUGGAAGAUGCUAGCAAACAGACGAAGUUCUCUUCUGUAGCUUCACAAUUUAAGCAACAACUGGCAUUAUUGAUGGAACGUCUUAGCACUACUGAGCCUCGCUAUAUUCGUUGCGUGAAGCCCAAUAAUCUUCUGAAGCCCUCUAUCUUUGAGAACCAAAACGUUCUGCAACAGCUACGUUGUGGGGGUAUGAUGGAGGCAAUAGAGAUUUGUCGUGCUGGAUAUCCUACACGAAAACAUUUUGAUGAAUUCCUGGACAGAUUUAGUGUCCUAGCUUCUUCUACUUUGGAUAAGUGUUCUGAUGAGAAAGCAGCUUGCAAGAAACUUCUGGAGGCAGUUGGACUCAAGGGAUACCAGAUUGGAAAGACGAAAGUUCUCCUCAUGGCUGGGCAGAUGGCUGAAUUAGAUGCUCGGAGGACUGAUGUCUUGGGAAGAGCAGCCAGAAUUAUACAGAGGAAAUUCCGCUCCUACAUGCUCCUCAAAGCUGCAAUCAAUAUGCAGGCUGUGUGCAGAGGCCAACUUUCUCGACAUAUAUUUGAGGACUUGCGCAGAAAGGAAGCGGCUGCUUUGAAGAUACAGAGAGCUUUGCGGAUCUACCUUGAAAGGCGGUCUUACAUUGAAGCUGUGGUUACAGUUCAGUCAGGUUUGCGUGGUAUGGCUGCUCGCGAUGUACUAGGAAGGAAGAUCAAGGCCACACUUGCUAUUCAGAUUCAUUGCCGUAGAUACCUGGCCGAGUCGCACUACAAGAAGCUGAAGAAAGCAGCGAUUACUACACAAAGUGCAUGGAGAGCAAGGCUAGCCCGUAAAGAACUGCGAGAGCUUAAGAUGGCUGCAAAGGAAACUGGAGCCCUACAAGCUGCCAAGAGUAAGCUUGAGAAGCAAGUGGAAGAUCUCACGCUGAGACUGCAGCUAGAGAAACGCAUGAGGGUGGACGUGGAAGAAAGUAAAACACAAGAAAAUGCGAAACUGCAAUUAGCAUUGAAGGAAAUACAACUCCAGUUCAAGGAAACCGAAGUGUCUCUCUUAAAGGAAGUUGAAGCUGCGAAAAAGACUGCAGAAAUGGUUCCACCGGUAGUAAAGGAGGAGGUUCCUAUUGUUGUUGACACCGAGCUUGUGGAGAAACUCAAGAGUGAAAAUGAUAACCUCAAGUCAAUGUUAAGUUCGCUGGAGCAGAAGAUUGAUGAAACAGAGAAAAAAUUCAAGGAGAAGGUGAAGCAGGCUUUAGAGGCUGAAGACAAAAUUGUUAAUUUGAAGACCGCCAUGCACAAACUCCAAGAGACGCUAGAGGAUGUGAUAAACGAAAAUCAUGUUUUGAAGCAAUCUGCCUUAAGCACACCCGUUAAGACAGCAUCAGGACGUUUCUUCCCUUCUACUCCAGUAAAGAACUUGCAAAAUGCCGAAGAAAAUCAACUCACUGGCACUAUGUUUACAACACCAGCAAGGAUACAAGAAUCCAGGGGUGGUUCCCAUAUUGAUCCUCAAAAUGAGGAUGUGGAUGACCUAAUCAACUGUGUCACAAAAAACGUUGGAUUUAGUCAGGGGAAGCCAGUAGCGGCAUUUACCAUCUACAAAUGUCUUCUUCAUUGGAAAUCCUUUGAAGCAGAGAGAACCAAUGUAUUUGAUCGUCUUAUUCAAAUGAUUGGUUCUGCUAUUAAGAAUGAAGAAGACAACGCUAAUUUGGCAUAUUGGUUAUCCAACACAUCGACCUUGUUGUUCAUGCUACAACAAAGUCUCAGAUCUGGUGGAACCGGGGCCACUCCACUUCGAAAGUCACCUUCCUUGGUCCGAUGGAUGACCAAGGGUUUCCGUUCGCCAGCGGCUGAAGCGAUUCGACCAGUUGAUGCCAAGGCUCCAGCUCUGCAUUUCAAGCAGCAGCUUGCAGCAUAUGUUGAAAAGAUUAUUGGGAUUAUGUGGGAUAAACUGAAAAAGGAAUUGAACACUUCCCUUACUCUCUGCAUCCAGGCACCAAAAACGUUCAAGGGGACAGCGCUAAUGUCUGAUAGCACUGCUAAAUACUGGCAAGGGAUUAUUGAAGGACUAGAUGCAUUGCUAAGCACACUUAGAGAGAACUUUGUUCCUCUGGUUCUUAUCCAGAAGAUACUUUCUCAGGCUUUCUCACUAAUCAAUGUCCAACUGUGGAACAGCGUUAUGACGCGACCAGAUAACUGUUCAUUUAUCAAUGGAGAAUAUUUAAAAUCUGGUUUAGAAAAGUUAGAGAACUGGUGCUUGGAAACAAAUGACGAGUAUGCUGGCUCAUCCUGGGAUGAACUCAAACAUAUCAGACAGGCUGUUGGAUUCUUGCGCAUCCAUAAUAAGUUCAAAAUCUCAUACGAUGAGAUUGCAAAAAAGUUGUGUCCAAUCCUUAGAAUACAGCAGCAUUUCAGAUUAUGUACUCUGUAUAAGGAUGAAAUCUACUACACAAAAAGUGUUUCGCAAGAGGUCAUCGAGAACAUGGCAGGAGUUAUGACAGACAGCAGCGACUUCUUGUUAAAAGAUGAUUCUAGCAACAGUAUAUCUUUCUUGAUCGAUGACUUGUCGAGUUCAAUGCAAGAUAAGGACUUUGCGCAAGUGAAACCUGCCGAGGAGCUUGUGGAGAAUCCAGCUUUCAGUUUCUUGCAAUAGUGUAACCUCAGAGAAACCAAAAACAAGAACACCAUUCAAAAAAAAAAAAAAAAAACAGGAUGAAGAAUCUCUCAGAUGAACUUUUGCUAAUUCGUUUCUCAUUCUAUCUCUCUCUGGCAGAGAUAUUGUGUUUUGCUGGGAGGAAAAAAAA